This is a messenger RNA of Cotesia congregata, 828 nucleotides long. Lineage: Eukaryota; Metazoa; Arthropoda; Insecta; Hymenoptera; Braconidae. The record is from the annotation of a GenBank genome assembly.
AUGAGUGGAAAAAAAUUAUUGUGCUAUCAUAGAGGUUGUGGACAAGAUUAUGACCCAGAUGACAACAAACCUGAUUCAUGUGUUCAUCACCCUGGAGUCCCAGUGUUCCACGACGCCUACAAAGGAUGGUCGUGCUGCAAUAAAAAGUGUACAGACUUCACUGAAUUCCUGAACAUCAAAGGGUGCACCAAGUCGGAGCACUCGAAUGAAAAACCCCCGGAGCCAGAAAAACCAGCUGUCGACAAAUCUAAAGCUGCUGAGGUUAUAGAGUACCGCGCGCCAGUAAACACUGAGCCUACGAUAGAGAGACCACCUUUUGACACUCCACAGAAAACUAUGCAGCCGGUGGUGUCCCAGGCGCUGAUGGACCAGGUGAAGAGCUUCAUCACGAAUACUGAAAGUCUUCCUGAGAGCCUAGUGGUCAAAGUAGGACAGAGUUGUAAAAAUAGGGGCUGCUCUGUUACCUUUACUGGGACUGACAGUGACAAUACCAAGUGUGUUCAUCAUCCAGGAGUUCCUGUUUUUCAUGAGGGCUUGAAGUACUGGUCUUGCUGUCCCAGGAAGAAGAUGACUGAUUUUGAUCAGUUUGAAAAACAUCCUGGGUGUAGUGAGGGAACUCAUGUUUGGAUUGCUAAGGUUGUCGACGUAGAGAACAGUUCAGUCCAAAUGUUACCCACAAAAGUGGAGAUAAAACUAAAAAAAGAAGAGCCAAAUUCCUGGUCGAAGCUUGAUAUUCCCAAAGAAACUGCUCCUGCGAAGGAAGCGCCUAAAGAAGAAGACAACUCCAUCUCUGAAAGAGUGGACGCAGUUGACCUAAAUGACCUCUAA